AUGGUGAUUUGGGGGUCACUAACCUGUGUGAUGGCAGCGAUUAAAGACAUCAAGCAUCUUGUUGCCCUUCGGGUGAUGAUCGGAUGUGUUGAAGCAGGGUUUGCACCUGGUGUGUUGUUAGUACUCUCAUCGUGGUAUAAGCGUACAGAACAGUCCAAAAGAUUUGGGGUUUAUAUCUCUGCGGCGAUAUUAUCUGGUGCAUUUGGUGGGAUAUUGGCUGCCGUCAUUGUCGACAAUCUCGAGGGAGUCCAUGGAAUACGUGGAUGGCGAUGGCUGUUUAUUGUGGAGGGCGCUGCGACCAUAGGUGUUGCGUUGACAUCUUUGUUCAUCCUGCCUGACUUUCCAGCCACCUCAAGGCGACUUUCGGCGCGUGAGAGGGAGAUCGCAGUGACUCGUUUAGCCACUGAGAACGUUACAGCGAUCACAGAAGACAGCGAGCGAUUGACACACUGGCAGGCCAUUGUGGUGUCGGUGAAGGAUUGGCGUACUUGGGCAUUUACAAUAGGUUACAUGGUUAUCGUCGGAUCUAGUACUCUUUCAUACUUUUAUCCUACGCUAGUCAAGGGACUUUUUGGACAUGCGUCAACGGAGAAAGUCAAUUUUCUGACUGUCCCAAUCUACGGAGUGGCAUUCGUAUGUACCGCAGUUACUGCUUAUUUCAGUGACAAGAUUCCGACAUGGCGUGGAAUGGUCAUUGCAGUCUGGCUGGCCUUUUCGCUGGCUUGUUCAAUGACAGUUUGUGCUGUUUAUAACUUCACAGCUCGAUAUGUCCUUUUGGUACUAAUGGCCGCGGGACUCUGGGCCACAAACGGAGGUACCUUGGCAUACGCCUCUUCUGCCUUUGCUGGAAUGAACCCAGAGGCCCGGGGUGUUAGCCUGGCUUUGGUCAACGCCUUAGGAAAUCUGGCACAGAUUUAUGGCUCGUAUCUCUUUCCAGAUAGCGAUGGUCCAAAGUAUCUCAUGGGAUUCGCCGUAAUCUCCGCCAUGCUAGCAUUAGGUGUUGUCGUUUUCAGUUCGCUGCAUAUUUGGUUUCGUCGCCAGACUCCGUCGGUGAGAGAGGACUAA
This is a messenger RNA of Penicillium arizonense, 1065 nucleotides long. RefSeq lists its product as uncharacterized. Lineage: Eukaryota; Fungi; Ascomycota; Eurotiomycetes; Eurotiales; Aspergillaceae. Gene Ontology annotation, biological process: transmembrane transport. The transcript is spliced from 3 exons. Gene Ontology annotation, cellular component: membrane. Gene Ontology annotation, molecular function: transmembrane transporter activity. The record is from RefSeq and is a predicted model, not a curated record. Bases 1 to 1065 code for a protein of 354 amino acids.